AUGAAGCCUCGGACCCGAAAUGAAUGGGCACAAGCUACGGCAUUGAGUGGUGUCUUCUCUGAAGCUUCGAGGGUCCCAACCGUCGGACCGCGAGAGCUCCUUCUACCAUGUUCGUGCUUGCCGGCCGAGGCAGCGUGCGCAUCGGGGCCUCGCCUCGCUCUUCAUGACCGUGCCCAUGACCGUGCUCGCGCUCUCUCCAUGUUGAUGCCCAUGCUGGGGCCCAAUGCACGUCUAUGCACGUCUAUGCUUUGCAAUAGUACAUACAGUAGUCCUAUUCUUGAACGAGGAGAACCAGCCGCGCCGCACAUGCCUGCAUUCCCGUCAACCUAA
Molecule: messenger RNA, 330 nt
Organism: Ilyonectria robusta
Lineage: Eukaryota; Fungi; Ascomycota; Sordariomycetes; Hypocreales; Nectriaceae
Exons: 1
Coding region: 1-330 (109 amino acids)
Source: RefSeq, a predicted model, not a curated record